Penicillium taxi is the source of this 720-nucleotide messenger RNA. Its product is annotated as cytochrome b561 domain-containing protein. The coding region runs from base 1 to 720 and encodes 239 amino acids. The record is from RefSeq and is a predicted model, not a curated record. Gene Ontology annotation, molecular function: transmembrane monodehydroascorbate reductase activity. The transcript has 4 exons. Lineage: Eukaryota; Fungi; Ascomycota; Eurotiomycetes; Eurotiales; Aspergillaceae.
AUGGCAUCGGAGACUCCAACUCUCAUUUCCCCCAGGCCAAUUGCUCCGGAAAAUGAGCCUCUACUAGGCCGUUCUGGAGAUGUCACUCAGACAUCAAGUGAAAAGAUUGCCCGCAAUCUCAUCACAGGCUCUGCGGGUGUUGCUCAAGUUGCCAUUUGGAUUCUGGCUGCCCUUGUUUGGUCAAGGGUCCUAAUGCAACCACCAAUCUUGUUUACGGCCCAUCCACUCCUCGCCAUCUCCGCACUUCUUCUACAAGUCCAGGCAGCCCUAAUUCUACAGCCAACUACAAGCCCCGAACAGAAGCUCCUCGGCACUCGAAUCCACUACAUAAUCCAACUGGUCAGCAUAAUCGGCUUUCUUUCCGCAUUCGUAGUCAUCGAAGUCAACAAGGGCAGCCAUGCACACUUCACUUCUCCGCACGGUAUUCUCGGCUUGAUCACCGUCAUCUUCAUUGUCCUACAGUCUCUUGUUGGAGUGGUCCAAUACUUUUUGCCCGUCACUAUCCUCGGCAGUGUCGACGCCGGCAAAACUAUCUAUAAAUAUCAUCGUUGGUCCGGAUAUGCCCUUCUGCUAUUGGAGUCUGUCGUUGUCGUGGCUGCCACCCAGACGUCAUUUAAUAAAGCUACUAUCCAUAUUCCUACUUGGCCAGUCGUUAUCGCUCUCAUCAUCGUUUUGGCUGGAGUGGGUGCACGGAUCAAGAAGCACAAGUUGGGGCUGUGA